CGAAAAGAACCAUCGGCCCGGCCCGGCGACGCACGUGCGACGACAGAUGUAAACAAACAGCCACCAUGGACACGUCUCAGGAAAUGAGUGAAGUCAAACAAGAAGAGGAUGAAAAAACGCUACAGUUUCAUGAAAUGGGCCUCGACGACAGGAUUUUGGAGGCAAUUGCAAGGCUGAGAUGGGGUGAGCCAACUUUGAUUCAGGAGAAGGCCAUUCCGUAUGUACUUGAGGGGAAGGAUGUCCUUGCCAAGGCUCGCACGGGCUCUGGCAAGACGGGAGCUUUCGUCAUACCAACCAUCCACAAAAUUCUGGAGUGGAAACGUUCAGCCACAGAGCAGAUGGUGCAAGCUAUCAUGCUUGCUCCAAGCAAAGAGCUGUGCAGGCAGAUCAAAGAAAACCUGAGUCAGUUGACCACUCUGUGCAAACGAGAGGUUCGCUUCAUAGAUGUGUCUCCCACAGUCCCACUUGAGGCUCAACGUCCCCUUCUUGUUGAUAAACCUGACAUCGUAAUUGGAACUCCAAUGAGAAUCCUCGCCCACCUGAAUGAGGGCAACCUUAUGGUCAAGACUUCUCUUAAGAUGCUGGUGAUUGAUGAGGCUGAUCUCAUGUUUGCAUUUGACCAUGUGAAAGAAAUUCAGGAAAUACUGAAGAAAUUCCCAAAGAUCUUCCAGUCAUUCGUCACAAGUGCAACCAUGUUUGAUGAUGUGAAGAAGCUGAAGAGUCUCAUCCUGCACAACCCUGUCAUUCUGAGGCUGGAAGAGCCGCCCUUGCCAACAGCAGAACAACUUACACAAUAUGUCAUUAAGCUGUCUGCAUUUGAUAAAGUUGUUCUUGUCAAUGCACUCUUCCGUCUGAAUAUGAUCCGUGGCAAGACCAUCAUUUUUGUCAAUAGUGUUGACAAGGGAUACAGGCUGAGAAUGUACCUGGCCCAUUUUGACAUCAGCUCAUGUGUAUUGAACUCGGAAAUGCCUGUGGCUUCCCGUUGUCACAUCAUAGAGCAGUUUAAUAGUGGCAAGUACGACAUCAUCAUCGCCUCAGAUGAGCAGAAUUUAGAAGAAACAGCGGCAGGGACGAGCCAGGCUGGAACCAGUAAAAGGCAGCGCAACAAAGACAAGGAAUCAGGAGUGUCAAGGGGUAUCGACUUCCAGUUUGUGUCCAACAUCAUAAACUUUGACUUUCCCCUGAAUGUAGACAGCUACAUCCACCGCGUGGGCAGGACAGCCCGAGGUACCAAUCAGGGCACAGCCUUGUCUCUUGUGGCCAAGGCUGAUGAAGACCGGUUCAGGGAGGUAGAGACCAAGCUCAAGGCUCUCAUGCCCGACACUGGCCCUGUCUUCAAGGAUUUCAAGUUCGACAUCACACAGCUGGAUGGCUUUAGGUAUAGAUCAAUUGACGCCUGGAAACGCUGCACCUCAAUCGCCGUAAAGGAGACCAGGAAGAAGGAGAUUAGGCAAGAGCUACUGAACACCUCCAAACUAAAGACAUUCUUUGAAGAUAACCCAAGGGAUCUAGAAGUCCUGCGCCAUGAUGUGCCCAAGCACAGCCUGAAGCCAAUGACUCAUCUGAAGAAUGUACCGGAGUACAACAUCCCUGACCCACUGCGAACUGUGUCCAAAGGUGGCAAAAGGUUGAAGUUCAACAAGAACAUUCCAAAGGCAAAAUUGAAAAAGAUGUCAAAUACACACAGAAGAUUCCAGGAGAAGAAAUCAAACCCUCUAAAAAGUAUGGAGUUCACUGGAUUCAAGAAAAAGAAGUGAUUGUGAUGAUUUAUAUAUUUUGUUAUUUUUGAGGUGUCUAUAUAGCUUGUAUUAAUGUAAUAAAACAUCUGUUAUCUG
Messenger RNA from Penaeus vannamei (Pacific white shrimp), 1835 nucleotides. It is a transcript of the gene Ddx56, whose product is annotated as putative ATP-dependent RNA helicase DDX56. Lineage: Eukaryota; Metazoa; Arthropoda; Malacostraca; Decapoda; Penaeidae. Gene Ontology annotation, molecular function: nucleic acid binding; RNA helicase activity; ATP binding. The record is from RefSeq and is a predicted model, not a curated record.